Neodiprion fabricii is the source of this 1309-nucleotide messenger RNA. It is a transcript of the gene AIMP1, whose product is annotated as aminoacyl tRNA synthase complex-interacting multifunctional protein 1. The record is from RefSeq and is a predicted model, not a curated record. Gene Ontology annotation, molecular function: tRNA binding. Bases 1 to 975 code for a protein of 324 amino acids. Lineage: Eukaryota; Metazoa; Arthropoda; Insecta; Hymenoptera; Diprionidae. The transcript has 4 exons.
AUGCCGAUCCUCGCGAAGAAUAUAUUACCGGUGUGCGUUAGAUUAAACAAUCUAUUGACUUCGAGUAUGGCAUCGGCCAAUGUUAUUAAACGCUUGGAGUCAAAGGCAUCGGCUGCUGAACAAAUAAUAGCAGAAUUAAAACGAGAAGUUGAUCAGCUGAAAAAAGGUACGAAAGAGACGUACAUUAAUGAAACCGAUGUUUUGAGUUUGGAAAAUCAACUUCUUCGAGGUGAGAUAGAGAAGUACAAGAAUGAACUUGUUCGAUUAGAAAUGAACCGCGGGGUUAAACAGAUACCGCAAGCCAAUGGUAGAUGUUCUGUAAAAAUUGAUUCGAAGGAUAUCUCUGUGGUAGAAACUGCCGCUUCAACAGCAAAUGAAAACAAACCAGAUGCUAAGGCAAUCAAGGGGAAAAAAGCGUCCAAGGAAAAGGGGCCAGGGGUAAAGAAGCCAAUAGCUCCGACGGUUGAAAGCCAAGAGCCGCCAAUUGACGUUGGUAGGCUUGACUUCAGAAUCGGAAGAAUUGUAAAUGCUAAAAAACACCCUGACGCGGACACCCUGUAUGUAGAGGAGGUUGACGUGGGAGAGGAAAAAAACAGAACCGUGGUCAGUGGAUUGGUAAAAUAUGUGCCUCUCGAGGAGCUGAACAACAAAAUGGUCGUACUCUUGUGCAAUCUAAAACCAUCAAAGAUGCGUGGGGUGACUUCGGAGGCAAUGGUCAUGUGUGCCUCUACAUCGGAUAAAGUCGAGAUUCUUGUCCCGCCGCUCGGCGCUGUACCGGGAGACUUGGUCCAUGUUGACGGCUAUCCCCGUGCGCCUGACAAUAUUCUAAACUCUAAGAAAAAAAUAUUCGAAACCUGUGCACCUGAUCUUAUGACUGAUAACGAAAGGCAAGCAGUCUACAAAGGUCUCCCGCUCCAUGUUCCGGGAAAAGGAAACGUCGUUGCCCCGACUUUGACUUGUGUACAAGUCAAGUAACAAUGAGAUUUACCGUUUGUAAAAUAUUCGUCGCUAUGAACUUAUUUAUAUUCAUUUUUCAUAUUCGAAUCUAUAGAUUGUCAGUGACAUUCAUAUUAUAAUUCAAUUUACUUGUAACAUGUUGUACAUAAUUUGAUGAAACGUUUAAUGAAUAAUUACACUGUACAAUGGUACAUACCUAUUAACUGUAGUGCCAAAAUUAUUUCCACAUUUUCCCUAUUCGUGAAUUUCGUUUAAUCCAAAUGGCACAUGUAACUAUGUAACAAAAAGAAAGGGAUCUAAGAGUUGAUCAUGAAUGUCAAAACAGAUCAAUAAAUGUAGCGUGCAGAAUUAA